Messenger RNA from Phalaenopsis equestris, 3054 nucleotides. RefSeq lists its product as uncharacterized. The transcript is spliced from 6 exons. Bases 73 to 2979 code for a protein of 968 amino acids. The record is from RefSeq and is a predicted model, not a curated record. NCBI's taxonomy places the organism in Eukaryota, Viridiplantae, Streptophyta, Magnoliopsida, Asparagales, Orchidaceae.
GAAAGUCGAAUCCUACUCGUUAACCAAAUUGGGAAUUCCGAUCAUCUCGAGACACCAGAUGUGGUUCUUUUGAUGAAAUUGUUGAUCACACUUUGGGAGGAUUCCACUUGCUCUGGUGUAUCAAGAUGCAUGUUACAUAGAACGGUUUUGCAUACUGCGAGUAAGUACUUGGAAUCAGAUAUUCUACUCAAUCUCAGUCAGUUUCUCAUUCUUGGAACAAAGGCAAGCAGGUGGUGCAGAACUCAUUUCGAGGUGACACUUACAUCAGUGGAAGAGUUCCAAGAGGAACAACAUAGAAGUCUAUUUUAUCAGCUAAUCCUGGAUUCUUUGAGUCUCUCUUCUGCUGUUAUUUCAUCUAUGACAAAAUCUCUUCCUUUUGGGGAGAAGGUGGACAUGCUUAUCGUUGAAAACUUCAUCUUUGAAAUAUUAAGCCUUACGAAGGACUUGAUUCUUGAGUUGAAGAGGAUUGAUUUAAUUGCUUCAGAAGCUCUGAAACUGGGGCAAAUUGUUCUGGAUGCUGCAGUAAAGCUCUGCAGAGCAUAUUAUCAAGUUAUCAGAAGCAAGGUUCCUGAGGUAAAUGUUGUCAGCGACGACGGACUGUUUACUGGCAAAGUGGAGGAUUAUGCCUGUCAUAUCAUUAGCAUAACAGUCUGCACUAUUGAAAACUUAUUUAAUAUAGGAACCUUCGCUGCUUCUGGUGGUGGGAGUUUUGUAACUAUUCUAAACAUUUCCUGGAAAGGCGUUGUUUGCUUAUUGCAGCUGGAUAAAAGUGUGUUGGCUGAGAAAGUAAAUGUGGAAAAUAUAAUUCUAACUCUCAUCUCAUUGACUGUCGAGUCCUUGAGGUAUGCUGCUGAUGCAUGGUCAUCAUCAAGCUCGGUCAGCGCUGCCUUAACUGAGGCAAAACGAACAUUUUUACCAAUAAAGUUUUAUUUGAUUAAUUCUGUCCGGAUCACAUCUGAAUAUCCAUGCAAUGCCAUGAACAUAUGCAGCGAAGUAGUGAGGUGUGUGGUGUUGAUCUCUUCUCUAUGUAUUAUUCUAAGUAAAGAAAUUCAUCUCAAAGCCGUUAGUGAGGCAAUAGCAGAAUUAGUGGAACCAACAUCCUUUCUAUUACUGCAUACGCUGCUAAAUUCAGCUGAGGUGAAAAUUCAAUCCAAAGUGCAGAUUUUGGAAUGGCUAUUUCCACAUGAAAUAAAUCCUAGCACGCCAUAUCAAGAUAGGAAUAUUUAUACAGCUUCAUUGCCAGCUUCCUUGGACGGUGUUUUUAAUGUAAGCUGUGAUGCUAUGCCAGGAGCUGAAUCUCUACUGCUAGGAAAAUUUUAUUUGUCUUUGAAUCUCCUCAAGGCCUCUUCAUCACUGAGAGAAGAAAUAAUACUACAAAUCUCCCGAAAGCUCGAUGUUCUUAUGUCUAUUUUGACACAUGCAGAUGUAUUCUCUUCAGUACUUGGUCUGCAAAUACCUGUACUUAAUGCCUCGGGACCUUCCACUGGGGUAGUUUGGCAACCCAUGUUCUCAUUUGUCUCAACUAUACUGAAAAGCUUCAUGAUUGUGACAGCUUCAUCAAAGCUCAUAUGGAUUGAGAUUGAAAUCUUUCUACUUCAGAAUCUUUUUCAUUCCCACUUUCUUUGUUUGGAGAUUGUUAAGGAGCUUCUGUGUUUUUUUAUUUGUCACGCUGAAAAUGACAAGGUGAGCCAAAUUUUUGAGAAAUUGUGUCUGCUGCUGAGGACAGUUGCCUCAUCUGAUCAUUCUCUUUCACCAUCAUCUCCUCUAAGGAAGAUGGCUAGAUCAAUAUCCUACCUUCUUUCUUACACAACAACUGCCACUGUAGAUCAAGUUUAUAUCACCAUAGUCAGUGAGGAAAACUCGGAUUUAUCAUCUGUCAUGUAUAUGGCACUAUUGAUUGAGGGAUUCCCAUUGGAUUCCUUAUCUGAAAAACUAAAAAUAGUGGCCACUAGGAAGAUUAUAUCUGCUUUUGUUGCCUUUAUAGAGAAAAACUCCAAGGAACUUGAACUGGAUGCUGCUGCUUCUCUAUCUUGCAAUUCCGGCUUGCUGGGGUUGCCUAUCCUUGCAGUUUCAUCUGCUAUAUGUUCAAGGCAUAUUAAAAGUUCAGAUGCUAUUGAUGGAAAGGUCAGCUCCCAGCUCCUGAAGUUCACAACUACUGUGAUUCAAAAGUAUAGAAAAGCUGGACAAGGGAUGAAAAACCAAUAUGCUAAACUUCUGGGUGCAAUAUUAGAAUUAUUCUCAAUUGCAAAACAUCUCUAUGGCUAUGUUGAAAUGAGAGAAAUUAUUUUGGAGCUGCAAAAGCUAUUUGUUGAAUCUGACGCUUCAUUAUCUCAAUGCCAGCCUUAUUUUGCUUCCUUCAUGGCCUGUCUUUGUCAUAUACAAAUUGAAGAAGAUGCUGAAAAUCCACUUUCUGCUGCAAUUUGGCACCUUUACCAUUUUCUGCUUAGAGAGAGACACUGGGCAUUUGUUCAUUUGGCUAUUGCAGCAUUUGGAUAUUUCGCAGCUCGUACUUCCUGUACACAACUUUGGAGAUUUGUUCCCUCUAAUGCAGCACUUUCAUUUGAGUUUACUACUGGGAGGGAGGCAAACUAUGAUAUUUUCAUGAAUGAGCUGAAAGGAUUUCUUGAGAAAGAAGGGGCUUUAUGUGAGGCUUCUCCAUGUAAAGAACAGCUAAGUUUUCUCUUCAAUGAAGGCAUUGCUCUUAUAAAAUUAACAAAAAUAUCAAAUAUCUUGCAAGACGUCCCAGCAAUGCAAACUGUAGAGACCAACUGUCCUGGAAAGCGCGCAAGGAAAAAGAGAAGACAGCUUCCAGAUGGAAUUUGUGAAGGAAUGGAUCUUCUGCAGAAUGGUUUGAAGAUAAUGAAAAAUGCUCUUUUGCAACCCGAUUCUAAGGAAUUCAUGGAAGAAUUUUCUGCACAUAUUUCGUGCCUUAACGAUGUCAUUUCUCACCUAGUCAGCCUAUAUAAUUCCCAUCUUUAAUGUACAGCAUGCUGUAAUUAGUAAAUUUUAGAUUUAUGGCAUUCUGCGUUGCUUAGUUGAGCCAACCUUUUUUUA